Molecule: messenger RNA, 654 nt
Organism: Fomitopsis serialis
Lineage: Eukaryota; Fungi; Basidiomycota; Agaricomycetes; Polyporales; Fomitopsidaceae
Exons: 4
Coding region: 1-654 (217 amino acids)
Source: RefSeq, a predicted model, not a curated record
AUGACAAGCGGGGAUCAGUGCAACGGCUUUUCCUCCAGGGUCAACUCGGGCAAGACGCCGCCCCCGGCGCCCUCAGCGUUCGCCAAAAGAGCGAGGGAGCUCGAGGCGAAACAGGGGAUAGGCGACAACGGUGACUUGCCGCCGGCCAACUACCCCGCGGGCUUCCGAAGGGCGAAGGCGGGGACCUUGCCCUCCAACGUCCAGCUCGCGGCUCAGCGCUUCGCCGCGGCAUCGAGCACGCUUCGCAGCUCGGCAGCAGCGGCUGCUGCCACUGUGUCGGCGGACUCGUUUCAGGAGCAGCUCCAGCGGCAGAGCUUCGCACCGCCCGCGUCGACGGCCCCCGUGCGACCUGGUUUACGUCACUCGGCCUCGGUCGCUUCUUCAGCUGCUUCCUCUGCAUUGACUGAGCGGAACAGCCGCCUCCGCUCUGGCUCGCUCACCCUCCCCUCGGCGGUCUCUCCAACGCGUUCGGCUCGUCCCUCUUCUCCAACGUCCAUGGACUCCAGCGCAGACGAUUUCGAUGUCCACACACUGGACUAUCUGGGUCUUGACGAGACCCUCCGCCACCCGCCCGCUGCUACCAUCUCGGAGCUGCACAACCAGGCCCAAGCCGCGAUCACAGGCAAUCUCGCUGCGAACCCGGCGCCCGCCUAG